This is a messenger RNA of Limulus polyphemus (Atlantic horseshoe crab), 3714 nucleotides long. RefSeq lists its product as uncharacterized. Lineage: Eukaryota; Metazoa; Arthropoda; Merostomata; Xiphosura; Limulidae. The record is from RefSeq and is a predicted model, not a curated record. The coding region runs from base 2160 to 2693 and encodes 177 amino acids. The transcript has 2 exons.
AAUUAGUAUCCGAAGAGAUGUCUUUAAAAGAUACAUAAACAUGUGUGUAACACUGUCCGUGUAACGUAUUGUAGAGACGAAUUAUGUAUGCUAGAUAAGACUUUGGCUUUAGUGAAGCCUAUCCUCGUUUUAUUUUCGUUCCUUCUACUUCGAUGUCUUUAGCAAUUUUUUUGUUGUUGAUUGACUUAUUAUUAUAUUAUUUCGUUCCUUCUACUUCAAUGUCAUUAAUCUUUUUUUUUACCAAAUGCUUUAUUAGUAUGUCAUUUAUUCCAUUCUGGUUAAGUAUCUGUAACAUUGUUUUUGUUCGUUGUUGAUUGUUUCAUUAUGUCAUAUUGUUGCCUUCUGUUUCAGUGUCCAUAAACAUUUUUUAUUGUUUAUUUUAUUGCAUUUUCUUUUUAUUACCUCGAUGUGAUCAACAAUAUUUUAUAUAUUGGUGGUUGCCUUGUUAUUAUGCCAUUUCCUUCCCUUCUACUUUAGUUUCCGAAACUUAUUUUUGCUUUAUUAUUAUUAUGUCAUUUUCUUUCAGCAUGCUUCAGUUUGUUGCUGAUUUACUUGUUGUUAUUAUGUAGAAUUUCGUUUGGUAAAUAUUAGGUUUGUUACUUAGUUUUUAUGAAACAUUAUACGUGAAUUAAGAGCGUAACGUACAAGGUGUCGAGAAAUUAUGCUAAGACAUUUAUUUACAUUUUUCCUGGAUAUUUUGGACACUCAAGUAAACUAUUUUGUUAACGUUAUUCUCUGAAAUCUAGAGUAUGAUUUGCUGUUUCAAGUAAUUCUAAUCUUGUCAGAUAAAUUAAAUUAUUCAUAACACGUUGCAGAAAGUUAUUGUUGUUGCUGUUUUUUCUUAGCGCAAAGCUACACAAUGGAGUAUUUGCACUCUGCCCCUCGCGGGAAUCAAACAUCGUAUUUUAGCGUUGUAUGACCGUAAACUUACCGCUGAACCUCCGAGGGUAAUUCAGUCAGUAUUUGUUUAAGAAAAAAUAUUAAUUUUUAUUUAUUGGUUUGUUUUAAGGUCCGUUCAGAAAAGACUUGAGAUUGAUACUACAAGCAAAAAACAAAACAAAAACUAUUUAAAUAAGAGUUCUUACUGUUUAUUAAAAAAAAACCUCGAAACAGACGCUUUAUUUUAUAUUUUUUUUCGUUUCUGAAUCAAACGUGCUUCUGCAUCAACGUAAACCUAGAAGUGUUAGCCGAUACAGGGGAGGAAAAACUACUUUUCAAAUUUGAGUCAUCUCCAAAGGUGUGUACACAAACACGUCUGAGCUUGACGUAGGUCAAAGUUCAUGGGAUGCUACUGAAAACCGACAGUGGUAAAUGAAUUGACUGAUUCGACACACAAUGUCGAACAAAAAACACAAUUUAUUUGUUAAUCUUAAGUUGCUUUUGUCGUAGAGUAAAAAAACUGGAUUUUUUUUCUCUCAGAAUUUGUUCAUAGCCUGGUUUAUGUAUGCUGUACUGUUAUAGCAGUAAUGGUUUAAUACUAUUAAAUAUACUAGACACAUUUAAAAGUUUUCAGCCAGAGUUUGAGAAGUGGGUCCACCGUUGAAUGGCCAGAAUGUUUAUUUAAAUUUUGUUUGUUUUGUCAUUGAAAUUUGCAAGUUUUUAAUAUUCCAUUUCCAAUACUAAACAUAAAACUGUUACUUAUACAGAUUUCGAUCGAUCCUACAGUACGGUUAAUGGAUACAGUCUGGAUUUGGACAGUGGGUUAAUGGGAUAUAGUCUGGAUUUGGACGAUCAAUUAAUGGGAUACAGUCUGGAUUUGGAAGAUCGGAUAAUGGGAUACAGUCUAGAUUUGGACAGUGGGGUAAUGGGAUAUAGUCUGGAUUUGGACAGUGGGUUAAUGGGAUAUAGUCUGGAUUUGGACAGUGGGGUAAUGGGAUAUAGUCUGGAAUUGGACGAUCAAUUAAUGGGAUACAGUCUGGAUUUGGACAAUGGGUUAAUGGGAUAUAGUCUGAAUUUGGACGAUCGAUUAAUGGGAUACAGUCUGGAUUUGGACAGUGGGUUAAUGGGAUAUAGUCUGGAUUUGGACGAUCAAUUAAUGGGAUACAGUCUGGAUUUGGACAAUGGGUUAAUGGGAUAUAGUCUGAAUUUGGACGAUCGAUUAAUGGGAUACAGUCUGGAUUUGGACAGUGGGUUAUAGUCUGGAUUUGGACGAUCGAUUAAUGGGAUACGGUCUGGAUUUGGAAGAUCGGAUAAUGGGAUAUAGUCUAGAUUUGGACGAUUGGUUAAUGGGAUAUAGUCUAGAUUUGGACGAUUGGUUAAUGGGAUAUAGUCUAGAUUUGGACGAUUUGUUAAUGGGAUACAGUCUGGAUUUGGACGAUUGGUUAAUGGGAUACAGUCUAGAUUUGGACGAUUGGUUAAUGGGAUACAGUCUGGAUUUGGACGAUUGGUUAAUGAGAAACAGUCUGGAUAUGGACGAUUGGUUAAUGAGAAACAGUCUGGAUAUGGAAGAUCGGUUAAUGGGAUAUAGUCUGGAUUUGGACGAUCGGUUAAUGGGAUACAGUCUGGAUUUGGACGAUUGGUUAAUGAGAAACAGUCUGGAUAUGGACGAUUGGUUAAUGAGAAACAGUCUGGAUAUGGAAGAUCGGUUAAUGGAAUAUAGUCUGGAUUUGGACGAUUGGUUAAUGGGAUAUAGUCUAGAUUUGGACGAUCGGUUAAGGAGAUACAAUGUGUUUAAAGCUUUAAUAUUUUUAUAAAGUCCAGUGAGUUUUAUCUUAAACUUAUGUCUCUCUGGUGACUCAACGAUAAGCCUGAAGGCUUAUAAUACAAAAAUUCGGAGUUCCAUUCAUCAUAGCGGACACAGGAGCUUAAAAAUAUUUUAACUUUUUCAUAUAAACUUUGUGUGGAUUUUGACGAAAAGUUAAAAAGAUACAUGGCUUGUUUAAAGUUUGAAUCAUUUAUUAAAGUCUACUGGGUUUUAUUUUAACUUUUGUUUCGUAAGCUUUGUCUGUCUUUAUAUGAAAGAUUAAGGAGAUACAGCUUAUUUAUCAUUUUUAAAAAGCCCUGCGGGGUUUACCAUAACUUUCUCUUUCCAAACUAUCAAGGUUUUAACGAACACCUAAUUAAAAUUGAAACGAUUUUAAAGGAUUUAGUAGUUUUAUCUUUAGAUGUGAACAGUUGUAAGGCGAAUGAAAGUAAAAGGCAUGUAAGCCAGUCAAAAUCUUGUUAUGGCCUUAUUAGUCGAGAGAAACUUAAGUAAAUUUUUAAAGUUUUUUUUUCUUCUCUAAGUGUUUUGAUUUUCGACAAACUGACAAAUGUAAUAUAAGUUGAAACCACACUGAAGCAUGGGCGUCCGCAGAACGGUGGGGGGCAAGAGAAACGUAAUUAUUUCUUUAUUCAUUUAGCAUAUGUAUAUGGAUUUUUUAUUGAAUUCACAAUUUCACACUACUUUGCCCACCCCGCCCCCGGAAGAAUUUCUGCGGACGCCCAUGCACCGAUAUUUCUUUUUGAUAUGUAAAGAUCAAGCAUGUUUGACUUUUACAUAGAGGUACAACAGUACGUUAUUAAAUCAUUGAAUAAUUUCUACAUAGAGGUACAACAGUAAAUUAUUAAACAUUGAAUAGUUUCUUACAUAGAGGUACAACAGUACGUUAUUUAACAUUGUAUAGUUUCUUACAUAGAGGUACAACAGUACGUUAUUAAACAUUGAAUAGUUUCUUACAUAGAGGUACAACAGUACGUUAUUAAACAUUGAAUAGUUUCUUACAUAGAGGUACA